AUGUGGUUUCCUCGCCUUCGAACCAGCUUGAGAAGCGGUCCACGGUUGCUUCGCACUUGGCAACGCCGCCUAAGCAGCGGCGGAACGUCUCCGGAAACCGUAGAGCAGUUCUUGGUGAGGCAGCUAGGCUUCCAGCGUGCGCCUGGUGCCAUUCACCGGAACCUGCCGUUCUCCGAGGCGAAAGCACUGGCGUUACAACGACGUGAGGGCGUUGAAGCGAGAGACCCACCGGGUGCACUUUGCGUGGAUACCGGAGAGUUCACGGGCCGGUCGCCGCGUGACCGCUACAUCGAACGUCGCGAGGGCUCGCCCCUAGCGGAACGCAUCGACUGGGGCGAGGUCAACCAGCCAAUAGAGCGAACAAUCGUCGACGAACUUCAGAAACAGGUUGCCAACUAUUUAUCAGCCUUGCCUGAGCUGUUCGUCUUCGACGGGCUCGUAUCCAGCGGACCGAACCGUCUCAAGCUCCGCGUCGUGACCGAACUCGCCUGGCAUCAUGCCUUCGCCAGCAACAUAUUUAUACCGCUAUCGAGUCCGGCGGAGGCAGCGAGCUUCGGCGAGCCGGACUUUACCGUGGUUUACGCUAGCGGCUUGCGCAAUCGACAUUAUCGGGCAAUGGGACUGAACUCGGAUAUAUUUAUUGUGCUCGGUUUCGAGCGUCGCUUGGCGCUUAUCGCUGGCACGAGCUACGCGGGUGAAAUGAAAAAAUCGGUGUUCACCAUCAUGAACGGAAUGCUGCCGCUGAAAGGCAUUUUGCCGUUACACUGCGCAGCGACGCGCUCCCUAUCGGACACGAAUCCGGACACUAUUUGUUUUGCCGGCUUGUCGGGAACCGGAAAAUCAACGUUAUCCGCGGACCCCGAGCGGAAACUCAUCGGGGACGACGAGCACUCCUGGGACGAAACGGCGAUCCGCAACAUGGAGGGUGGUAUAUACGUCAAAGUGAUCCGCCUGUCGCCGGAGAAGGAACCGAUUCUUUACAGUGCAAUUCGAAAGCCGUCCACGAUUCUCGAAAACGUCGUCGUGGAUGGACACGGCGUUGUCCAGUUUGAUGACGCUUCCAAAACCGAGAACACCCGAGCGACCUGCCCAAUCCACAAUAUACCGCAGUGGGAGGCAUCACGCCAGGGUCCACCGCCCAAGGCAUUCAUUUUCCUCGUAUGCGAUGCUUUUGGCGUCUUGCCCCCGGUGUCUGUGUUGACACCACUCCAGGCUGCUUAUCAUUUUAUUCUAGCGUACACUGCCAAGGUUGCUGGAACGGAGCGUGGUGUGCUGAGGCCGACCGCCACUUUCAGCACCUGUUUUGGAGCAGCGUUCAUGCCGUUGAAUGGUCAAGUCUAUGCACAAUUGCUCAAUGAGAAACUGGAGCGUCACGGCACCCAGGUGUACCUGGUGAAUACCGGUUGGGCGGGCGGCGGCGCUGCCGACGGUGCCGCACGCAUGGACCUGGAGGUUUCGCGGGCAAUCGUGCGUGCCAUCGCCACGGAUGCGAUCCCUACGAGUCAGGUGUCCGCGCCAGAUCCGAUUUUCGGAUUGCGGGUGCCGCGUGCGAUUCCCGGGCUCGAUUCGCGCCUUCUGCACCCGGCUACCUACUGGGCAGAUGCGCGCCUCUACGAACAACGCGCGCGCUAUCUCGCGGAACGCAUGCAUGCCGAGUAUCUGCGGAAAGGUUACAAUCCAGAAUGGGCGGCUGGUGGGCCACUUUGGCCCUCCAGAUUGGCGAGUCAUCGGGGAACGCAGGCAAACUAG
This is a messenger RNA of Cyanidioschyzon merolae strain 10D, 1749 nucleotides long. Its product is annotated as phosphoenolpyruvate carboxykinase. The transcript has 2 exons. Lineage: Eukaryota; Rhodophyta; Bangiophyceae; Cyanidiales; Cyanidiaceae. Gene Ontology annotation, cellular component: cytosol. Gene Ontology annotation, molecular function: phosphoenolpyruvate carboxykinase (ATP) activity; ATP binding. The record is from RefSeq and is a predicted model, not a curated record. Bases 1 to 1749 code for a protein of 582 amino acids. Gene Ontology annotation, biological process: gluconeogenesis.